AAGAUCUCUUAUCGUUGAUAAGAUUUGAUCUUGAGAUACAGCAGAGGAGCAUAACUUGAAAGAGGAUCAUUGCUUUGUUUUGAUUUUUAAGUCAUUUGCUGUAUUUGCUUAUAUCUGAAGUAUCAUUGGUAGCAUAGUAUCUAUGCAUUGUGAGCGUUCAUUAAGGAAAAUGUUAUGUCUACUACCAAGUCUUUUACUAAAUUUUAUAUCUCAAAUAAUGUGACAAAUUGAGAGUUAUAAGAUAGAUAGUGAGAACUUGUGGGACCUACUGAUCCUAUAAUUCAUAUUAAUCUUGGGAUAAAAAAUUUGGUGGAUAUAACAUUAAAUACCAAUCGACUCCUUCCUGAUAAUAUCUGUUGUUUUGUUUUUAUCCAGAGAACUUUAUGACCGGUUACCGUAUAGUUUUUGAUCGUGAGAAGAUGGUUUUGGGUUGGAGGGCUUCUGACUGUUAUGAUGCCAAAACUUCCAAUACUCUACCGGUAAGCCCGCUAAGCUCCCCUGCAGGUCCUCCCGAUGCCACCAUGAAUCCAGAAGCCACAUCAGGAAUUGGGAAUGGCUCCCCUUUCCCUAGUUCAACACCGCCACCACCAUCUGCAGGGAACCAUUCGCCCCGCUUGAAUUCCUUUGUUUACACACUUCUGUUGGUUCUUUUUUCUCUUUCGACCCACUAUUUGAUCAUUCUUUCCUCGUAAGGUUUUUUUUUUCUUCAUUAUAUAUAUUUUUAUUAAUAUGAGGUGUAUUACACACAAUAUUUGAGCCAUUGCGUGCAUCCUAUUUAUUAGUACUUUCAGCAUUGAUUCCAACCUGAGUUGUAAAUAUACUACUGUUUCUCCGCAUCUCUCUGCUUGAUAAAUAGGAGAAUGAAUAAAGAAUUUGUUUUCUGAAUGUCAAUGCUAAUAC
This is a messenger RNA of Ilex paraguariensis (yerba mate), 900 nucleotides long. The record is from the annotation of a GenBank genome assembly. NCBI's taxonomy places the organism in Eukaryota, Viridiplantae, Streptophyta, Magnoliopsida, Aquifoliales, Aquifoliaceae.